AUGAAAAGUCCGAGAAAUACCUUACUUGGUAAAACAAGACUUUUUAAACUCUUCGCCAAAAAUAUUAAUGACGAUCCGAAAGAUAGAGCCGUCGCUCGCCGACAAUUAUCAACAUCAACAUUAUCACCCACAAAAUUCCAACAAAAUUUUUUAGAAGUUGAAGAUGAAGGUUUUUAUACAGUCGAAGAUACAACGACUAAAAUAGUGUCUCGUACAUGGCAGUAUAUAUCUCAAGAUAAUGAACUUUGGCGUAGCAUGUAUAUGGCAAAUAAAGGUUGGAAAACAUCAAUACCGCGUGAAGCAACUCUUGCAGGUGAAGUCACUUGGAAAGAUUUGUACAAAAACCGACAUGUUCUUGCAAUGCGAUGGAAAAAAGGCGAAUGUGAAAAAACAUUUCUUAAUGGUCAUGGUGAUAGUGUAUACUGUAUACAAUUUGAUGAACGUAAAAUUGUAACGGGAUCGCGUGAUAAAACCAUUAAAUUCUGGGAUAUUAAAACUGGUGAUUGUUUUCAAACAUUAUUUGGUCAUGAUUUAUCUGUCUUGUGCUUACAAUACAAUGACAAGAUUAUGGUUUCCGGUUCUAGUGAUAAAACAAUUAUUAUUUGGGAUAUGCAGAGAGUUGAUAUACAGAAGAGUAAUAAUUCGGUAACUCAAUUAAGACGCCUUGCGGGUCAUUCUGCAGGCGUUUUGGACAUUUGUUUCGAUGAUUCUUAUAUCGUUUCUUGUUCGAAAGAUAGCACUAUUAAGGUUUGGGAUAUAAAUACUGGUUUAUGCCUUCGUAAUUUAACAGGCCAUCGUGGUCCUGUUAAUGCUGUUCAACUUCAUGGUAAUAGGAUUAUAUCAGCAUCAGGUGAUGCUUUAAUUAAACUUUGGAAUUUAAAGAGUGGGGAAUGCCUUAAAGACUUUAUUGGCCAUACAAGAGGGUUGGCCUGUGUUCAAUUUGAUGGUAAGUGGGUAGUUUCAGGUUCUAACGAUAGAACUAUUAAAAUCUGGGAUGUCGAAACUGCUCAAUGUGUCCGUACAUUAGAAGGGCACACUGAUUUAGUUAGAACAUUACAUUUCGAUGAAGACAAAAUUGUCAGUGGAAGUUAUGAUCAGACUGUUAAAGUUUGGGAAUUAAAGACCGGAAAGCAAUUAUUGGACUUUAAAGAAGGUCACACGAGUUGGGUAUUUGAUGUUCAAUUUAGCUCAACGAAAAUCGUAAGGUAA
Messenger RNA from Scutellospora calospora, 1209 nucleotides. The record is from the annotation of a GenBank genome assembly. Lineage: Eukaryota; Fungi; Glomeromycota; Glomeromycetes; Diversisporales; Gigasporaceae.